AGCCGCUAGCGUGCGGCGCCUGUCCCCGCCGUUCCCGCAUCGUGCACGGGUUCUCCGCGGGCCGAGCCUCCUCGGCUACGGUCCAGGUUUUCUUUAUUUUCAUUUUUUGCAUGCAUUCAUUUUCUGUUCUAUCUUGUCCCUUUUAAGGCAGCGGUGACUGGGACAGCAGCGUAGGCGCGCGCGGGGAGGAGGCGGCUGGAGAAUGCGGCUCCCGGCUGCUGCCCGGUUUGGGUCGGAGCGUCAAGCAGACUCUCCAGUGAUGGUGUGCACAGAGGACGAGCGGAGGCCUGCACGACUGCUUAGCACAGCUGAGCUGGUAGCUGUGCUUGCCGGUGGGCAGGCGUGAACCUCAGGACCUCAGCGUCUCACUCCAAGAGGAAACAUGUCUAAAAAGGGCCGCAGCAAGGGUGAGAAGCCCGAGACAGAGACAGACUCUGUACAGAUGGCCAAUGAAGAGCUACGGGCCAAGCUGACGAACAUCCAGAUCGAGUUCCAGCAGGAGAAGAGCAAGGUGGGGAAGCUGCGGGAGCGUCUGCAGGAGGCCAAGCUGGAACGGGAGCAGGAGCAGCGUCGCCACACGGCCUACAUCUCAGAACUCAAGGCCAAGCUGCACGAAGAGAAGACGAAGGAACUGCAGGCGCUGCGCGAGGCGCUCAUCCGGCAGCACGAGCAGGAGGCAGCGCGGACCGCCAAGAUCAAGGAAGGCGAGCUGCAGCGACUGCAGGCCACGCUGAAUGUGCUGCGCGAUGGCGCCGCGGACAAAGUCAAGACUGCAUUGCUGGCCGACGCGCGCGAGGAGGCGCGCAGGACCUUUGAUGGCGAGCGCCAGAGGCUGCAGCAGGAGAUUCUGGAACUGAAGGCUGCGCGCAAACAGGCAGAAGAGGCACUCAGCAACUGCAUGCAGGCAGACAAGGCCAAAGCCGCGGACCUGCGCGCUGCGUACCAGGCGCACCAGGAUGAGGUGCACCGCAUCAAGCGGGAGUGUGAACGUGACAUCCGCAGACUGAUGGACGAGAUCAAAGGAAAGGAACGCGUGAUCCUGGCCCUGGAGAAGGAGCUUGGUGUGCAGGCCGGGCAGACCCAGCGGCUGCUAUUACAGAAGGAGGCUCUGGAUGAGCAGCUGGUCCAGGUCAAGGAGGCCGAACGCCACCACAGCAGCCCAAAGAGGGAGCUUCCUCCAGGCAUUGGUGACAUGGCUGAGCUUAUGGGUGGCCAGGAUCAGCAUAUGGACGAGCGAGAUGUGAGGCGAUUUCAGCUGAAGAUUGCCGAACUGAAUUCAGUGAUUCGGAAGCUGGAGGACAGGAACACCCUGCUGGCUGAUGAGAGGAACGAACUGCUGAAGCGCUCUCGGGAGACGGAGGUGCAGCUGAAGCCGCUGGUGGAGAAGAACAAACGCAUGAAUAAAAAGAACGAGGAUCUGCUGCACAGCAUCCAAAGGAUGGAGGAGAAACUCAAGAGCCUCACGAGGGAAAACGUGGAGAUGAAAGAAAAGCUGUCUGCCCAGGCCUCACUAAAGCGACACACAUCCCUGAAUGACCUCAGUCUGACCAGGGACGAGCAGGAGAUAGAGUUCCUGAGGCUGCAGGUGCUGGAACAGCAGCAUGUCAUUGAUGACCUCUCUCUGGAAAGAGAACGCCUGCUGCGCUCCAAGAGGCAUCGAGGGAAGAGCCUGAAACCCCCCAAGAAGCAUGUUGUGGAGACAUUUUUUGGAUUUGAUGAGGAGUCUGUGGACUCUGAAACAUUGUCAGAGACGUCCUACAACACAGACAGGACAGACCGGACCCCAGCCACGCCUGAAGAGGACUUAGAUGAGACCACAACCAGAGAAGAGGCUGACCUGAGGUUCUGCCAGCUGACCAGGGAGUACCAGGCUCUGCAGAGGGCUUAUGCCCUGCUUCAGGAGCAGGUUGGGGGGACGCUGGAUGCUGAGAGGGAGGCUCGGACUCGGGAGCAACUUCAGGCUGACCUGCUGAGAUGCCAGGCCAAAAUUGAGGACUUAGAGAAGCUGCUGGUUGAGAAGGGACAGGAUGCUGCGUGGGUAGAGGAGAAGCAGGUACUCAUGAGGACAAACCAGGACCUGCUGGAGAAGAUUUACAGGCUGGAGAUGGAGGAGAACCAGCUAAAGAGUGAAAUGCAAGACGCCAAGGACCAGAACGAGCUGUUAGAAUUCAGAGUGCUAGAACUCGAAGAGAGAGAGCGGAGGUCGCCAGCCUUUAACCUCCAAAUCACCACCUUCCCCGAGAACAACAGCAGCGCCCUCCAGCUGUUCUGUCACCAGGAAGGAGUAAAGGGUGUGAAUAUCUCUGAACUUAUGAAGAACUUAGAUAUCCUUGGCGAUAACGGGAAUUUGAGGAAUGAAGAGCAGGUUGCAGUAAUCCAAGCGGGAACUGUGCUUGCCCUGUGUGAAAAGUGGCUGAAGCAGAUAGAGGGAACGGAGGCAGCCCUCACGCAGAAGAUGAUGGACCUGGAGAAGGAGAAGGACCAGUUCAGCAGGCAGAAAGGAUACCUGGAGCAGGAACUGGACUACAGGAAAGAAGCCCUCGACCAGGCCUACCUGGUAGGACCGGAAAAAAUCCAGGACCUGGAGGCCACCUUGUACAAUGCACUGCAGCAGGAGCCGGGGCGGAGGGCCAGCGAGUCCCUGAGUGCCAGCCAGCGUGAGGACCUCCAGGCCGCUGUAGAGAAGGUGCGCAGACAGCUCCUGCGUCAAAGCCGGGAGUUCGACAGUCAGAUCCUGCGGGAGCGGAUGGAGCUGCUACAGCAGGCCCAGCAGAAAAUCCGGGAGAUGGAAGGCAAGCUGGAGCUGCAGAGGCGUCAGCUGAAGGAGCUAGAGGAAAAGUUUUUGUUCCUUUUUUUGUUUUUCUCACUAGCAUUCAUUCUGUGGCCUUGAAGACUCCCAUGCGCCGAGAACUCGGGCUAGACAACGAAUUUCUGGAAUCACCCGAGUCCCCGUGGUGCCCCAUCCUCACUCAAACCAAAAUCCAACAGUGCAACAAAGCUAUUCAAAAUCCGGAGCCUGAACACAGAACUUAUGCACAAUUGACAGUCACUUGAAGGGGAGGCCUGGGGACCUGGCCAGCCUCUGCUGUGGAAUUCUGCAGGACAAUGGCAAGCCUCCCCAGUAUCCCCACUGUGACGUCUCCAAGAGCCAAGGGCAAAGGUGGAUCUGGAUGGCAGAAAUUUAAGUGCAAUUAGUGGAAACCCAGGACAUGGGAGCUGCUGCCUUGGGGAAUAGGCACAGGCCCUGUGUCCAUGCUGUGUGUCUCCCUGAAGGCAUUACAUGUGCCUAGAUGGACUCAGACAGCCCCUCUGCCCUGUGUACAUAAAUCUCCAUGGACUGAGUGUGUUCUUCUGGAUUCUGUCUGUCAGAGUAACCAACGAAACCUCUGAGGCCAUGCACAGCUGGACUUGCAGCUGGUGACCAGCAAGGGAGAGUUAGAGUCGCCAACGUGGGGAACCCUGUGCAUUGUAGACUUCUGAGAAAAGCUGAAGGUUCUGACACUCACAUAGGUGUGACACUGCAUAAGUCCCAGAACAUGGCUGUGCCCCAGACCAGGGAAGAGCGAGGACUGAGAAAACAGACCUAAGCUAUCUGUUGUAAUGUGUAGGGGCAUCCUGAAAAGGGGCUCGGGCUGGUAGUGCAGUACCCAGAGGCUCUGAGUUCCGAGGUCUGAAGCCAUGGGCACCCUUUACCAUAGAAAGCCUUCACUUCCCAGGAUACUUGGUGGAGAGCAGAGUCUUCUCCUCGGGUGUUGGAGCCUCCCAGAGCACAGGGGGUAGCGCAGGGGUGGUGUACCCUAAGUUCACUGAGAACUAGAUGCUGGAAGUUGACUUCCAGAGGAAAUUUCCCAAGAAGUAAUUUUGGGAUGCUCCUGUCAAUCUGGAGCAGGUAGGGCACCUCCAAAAAGUAUCUGCCUAUGUGGCUAUACUCUUUCAAACUCGGGGUGGAGAGAAUGUUAGCCCUCAGGUUGACAGUGUGGAAAAGGAUGUGGAGGAGUCUGUGGUGAGUCGAGAGGGGACGUGGCAGCAGCAGCCACUUGAAGCCUCUUGCUGUGUAGUUACAGGACCAAGUGGGUAGCGCCAUGACUUCCUGGAAGCAAGCAGAAUGAUUAGAGUUCAGAUCAGGCCCAUUAAGGGAACUAUGGAGCAGGGACCUGACAUUGGAGGGAAGCCAGGUCCAAAGACAGAGAUGCAAAGACAGAGCUCUGAACAGAAGAGGGGCUGUCCAGACAGGAGGUCGUGCCAGCAGAUAUGACGUCUCCAGCUUGAAGCAAACACGGCAGGAUGGCUCAGAAGUGUUGACUCUCUGCUGAAUUCUGAGUUCCCCAACACCCAUGACCCACAAGCCCAGCCUCUGCGACUUACCAAUACCUAGUGGCUUAAUUAAAUCCCAAGGAACCUAUCCUUGA
Messenger RNA from Rattus norvegicus (Norway rat), 4409 nucleotides. It is a transcript of the gene Jakmip1, whose product is annotated as janus kinase and microtubule interacting protein 1. The record is from RefSeq and is marked validated. Gene Ontology annotation, molecular function: microtubule binding; kinase binding. Lineage: Eukaryota; Metazoa; Chordata; Mammalia; Rodentia; Muridae. The transcript has 22 exons. Bases 383 to 2890 code for a protein of 835 amino acids. Gene Ontology annotation, cellular component: membrane; cytoskeleton.